GUUCUAGCCAAGGUUCUCCAGGUGGUUCCCUGAGUGCAGGAGCAAUUGCUGGAAUAGUGAUCGGAUCACUUGCUGGAGUGGCUCUCAUUGCAGUUGCUGUGUUCUUUAUUGUGAAAUCUACAAAAAAAAAGCAAAGGAAUGAGAACUCAAGAAGUGCCCAGAUGCCCAUGUCAGCAGGGGUAGCAGACAAGAACAAAGAGGACGAGGAAUACGUUAAAUACGCGGAUCUCAGGUUUAAGAAUGCAAAUCCUGCCAACAAGGCACCUGUUCAGCAAGCUGGCGAGACAGAGUACAGCACCGUGAAAAAAUAA
Xenopus tropicalis (tropical clawed frog) is the source of this 311-nucleotide messenger RNA. Its product is annotated as carcinoembryonic antigen-related cell adhesion molecule 1. The annotation marks the transcript as partial. NCBI's taxonomy places the organism in Eukaryota, Metazoa, Chordata, Amphibia, Anura, Pipidae. The record is from RefSeq and is a predicted model, not a curated record. The transcript is spliced from 5 exons.